Molecule: messenger RNA, 1575 nt
Organism: Pleurotus ostreatus (oyster mushroom)
Lineage: Eukaryota; Fungi; Basidiomycota; Agaricomycetes; Agaricales; Pleurotaceae
Exons: 9
Coding region: 1-1575 (524 amino acids)
Biological process (GO): peptidyl-lysine monomethylation
Cellular component (GO): nucleus
Molecular function (GO): protein-lysine N-methyltransferase activity; protein binding
Source: RefSeq, a predicted model, not a curated record
AUGCCUGGCUUGGAUGCUUCGUUCUACCCCCUCAUAUCAUGGUUCCAGGCCAAUGGCGGGACCAUCGAUGAAUCGCGCUUCGGUUUGACGACUUUCCCCGAGGAAGAAGGCGGUCGGGGUGCCAUAGCUCUGAAAGACAUUCCGGAAUCGCAUACUCUUUUCAGCAUCCCCAGGGCACUCACACUCUCAACUCGGACAUCGCGCCUGCCUUCACUUUUUGGGAUAGAUCAAUGGCGGAAGGCUGCACCUGAUGGCUUUGGGCUGGGUAAGGGAUGGGCGGGGUUGAUUCUUUGCAUGAUGUGGGAGGAGGCGAACCACGGACGCUGGGCAGCGUAUCUGGCAAGUCUUCCCAGUCAGUUUGAUACUCCCAUGUUCUGGUCCGACGAGGAACUAGCGGAGCUGAAGGGGACAUCCGUGGUAGAGAAACUAGGUAAAGCAGACGCUGAACAAGAAUACUACAAGAAACUUCUGCCCGCAGUUGAAAGCCGGAAGGAUAUCUUUUUCCCGCAUCAUAUCCCCGUCUACUACACGCUCGAAAAGUUCCACAUACACGGCAGUCGCAUCCUCUCGCGAAGCUUCACAGUAGAUCCCCCUGCGUCCGGGAGCGGGUACUACCAAGACGAGGAGGCCAGCACCGUCAAUGGGUCGUCUCACGCGAUGGAUGUCGACGAAUUAUCGCCCGAAGCUACGCACGAAGACAGCGGGGAUGUUGAUGCCGACGACGACGACGAGGAAGACGAAGGGAUCGUAUCCAUGGUCCCCAUGGCAGACAUGCUCAACGCCAGGUACGAGUCAGAAAAUGCGAAACUAUUCUACGAGGAGGACGAGCUGAAAAUGGUAUCCACCAAACCGAUUAAAGCCGGUGAACAGAUCUUUAACACGUACAGCGAUCUCCCAAAUGCAGAGCUUUUGCGCCGGUAUGGACAUGUUGACUUGCUUCCUCUGCCUGCGGAGCUUGGUUUCGCCACACUUUCGAGCGAUAGUCGCGGCAACCCGGGCGAUGUUGCAGAGCUACGCGCAGAUAUCAUCGUGGAUGUCGCUGCCAGAUCUGCGCUCGGGAAACAGCCAGAUUCCUCGAACCCGACGAAUCCAGAUGCAAUAAUGGAAGAUCUCAAAGGCCGGAUUGAUUGGUGGCUCGAAAUGGGCGGCGAUGACGUAUUUUUACUUGAACCCGCGGCAUCACCGCUGCCAGACGAUCUAGUCUCCCUCAUCCGUCUACUCACGGACGAUUCCGAAUGGCGGAAGGCCCAAGAAAGAGAUAAACCGCCCAAAGCUAAGGCCGACAGCGAUACAUUAACCAUCAUGAUGGAAGUCCUAGAGCAGCGAUUGGCCUUGUACGAUACCACCCUUGAGGACGACGGAGCGACACUGGCGUCCUCAGCCGACCUUCCAUUGCGAAAGAGAAAUGCACUUGUGGUCCGAUUGGGGGAGAAGCGAAUCUUGCAUGGUCUCCGCCAGAAGGUCUCAAAUGAACUGGCUGCAUUGGCGUCUAAAGCAGGCGAUGAAUUGGCCGGUGGUUCAAAACGAAGGGGCGAAGGUGGUGAUGAAGGGCGAACCAAGAAGCAGAGGCGUUGA